Messenger RNA from Homarus americanus (American lobster), 1961 nucleotides. Its product is annotated as voltage-gated hydrogen channel 1-like. Gene Ontology annotation, biological process: proton transmembrane transport. The record is from RefSeq and is a predicted model, not a curated record. The transcript has 6 exons. Gene Ontology annotation, cellular component: plasma membrane. Bases 41 to 781 code for a protein of 246 amino acids. Gene Ontology annotation, molecular function: voltage-gated proton channel activity. NCBI's taxonomy places the organism in Eukaryota, Metazoa, Arthropoda, Malacostraca, Decapoda, Nephropidae.
GCGUAUAUUUACCUCAAGAGUUUUAAGUAGACGAAAAAACAUGGAAAGAAACAAGAGUGACUUAGAUUAUGAAGGAGGAACAGAAGGUGAUAGUCCUCCAGGACUGCAGGACACACACAGUCUAGACUCUACCUCCUCAGAUGGCGUGGCCCUUAGAUCACGAACUUCUGUGAGACAACAAUUGCAACAUUUUCUUCGUUCGACUCGAUGUCAGGUGCUUGUUGUUGCUCUGGUGGUGGUGGAUACAAUGCUGGUCAUCACAGAACUAUUGCUGGACCUGGAAAUGAAUGGUACUCCAUCAUCUGUACCCUUCAUUCUGCACACACUCUCCCUCAGUGUUUUGGCACUUUUCAUUGUGGAAAUAGGACUGAAGAUAUAUGCAUAUCAGUUUGAUUUCUUCACACAUAAGGGAGACGUAUUUGAUGCCAUUGUAGUCAUUGUUGCCUUGUGCCUCGAUGGCGUUUAUCUUCAUUCCCAUGAUGCCCACACUGGAGUCGGCCUCAUCAUAGUUCUACGGCUGUGGAGAGUUGUUCGAAUACAGAAUGCAAUGGUGUUACAAGUGCAGAGAGCAGGUGAAAAGAGGCUGCUGGAGGAGCAACAGAACAGGUAUAUGGCUGAGCAGGAAGUUUCCAAGUACCGAACAUACAGCUAUGCUCAGGACGUCUACAUCAAAACUCUCCAAGAUCUUCUGAGAAGGAAUGGAAUCUCUUAUCAAGAAGAAUGCAGAAACCUUCCAGACAUCAACAGAUUCAAAGUUGUGGCUGAGGUGAAUACACAGUAAAACAACAUCUAGAAAAUGAAAUUACUUACAAACAAGCCACCAAACUUUGCAAGAUUGAUUUUGUACAGUACAUGUAUUGUACACAGUACUGUAGUGUACUGGGUCUAAGAAUACAGCAUAUUUAUAUAUACUGUACUGUAAUGAAACUACACAUCAUGCAGUCUUAUCUCAGGAACCUUUUGAUCAGUGUUCAUUAUAAUUGGCAGCACAUUAUUACUACACUGAGACAUACUGUAUUGUUAAAGAUUGUGAGUGUACUAAAUCCAUUUCUCCUGCAGUGAUAUCCCCAUUAGCCUGAAUAAUUGGUGCAUAACUCUUUCAGGGAUUAGAGAUUUCCAGGAUACGAGACUACUCUCUCAAAUCCGGAAAAAUCCCACAUCCCUGGAAUUUUUCCAGGUACAGUACGUACUGGGAAAAGUUUCUCGGAAUUAUCCAGAAAUUCCACAUUACUGUAUUUCAUCUGCGCAAUUUGCUCCCAGACCCGGAUUUAUUUUAUUUUAUUUUAUUUUAUUUUAUUUUUUCCAAAAUUAGGCAUUACAGUAUUUCAUACACUGAAUUUGCUCCCAGACCCAGAAAAAAAUUGGAGAGAGUUUCCAGAAUUUCACAGAAUUUUCAGAGAUUUUCUGGAAUUUUCUAAGAAAUUGUGCCUGAUUUUCAACCUCUGAAACUCAUUCACAAACCUGAAAUUGAAAGAAUUUUUCCUGAAAAAAAUUCCGAGCCAAUUUCAAUUCAGGGUAUUGGAGAGUUCCGGCUAACUGGGAUAUCUGCUAACGGAGAUAUUACUUAUUUGUAAAACAUGCAAACUUGUUAAAUUUCUUGUGUUGUGAACAGUGUCUGCAUGUGAGCAUUUUGAUAUAAAAUGCACUAUUUUGCACAUAAGUUCAUUACAUGUACACCAUACAAAUGUUUGUGUACUGAUGUUAUGUAAAUAGGUAAAUUUUACAAGCCUUCUGUGAAGGAUAUUGCUUGUUAGAACAUAUUUUUUUCACAGUUUAAGAAGUGCAUUUUUAAUGUACAGUAAGAUCUCAUGUUUCGCGCGAUUAAUUUCACGUUUUUGAAUUUCGCGAGCACUACCUAAUGUAACCAAGUCUUAUAUUUGGCAUAAAAUAUCGUGAAUUUCGCGAGAUCCAGCCAGCUGAACGCGAGAUUCAGCAAGCUGAAUGCUGGCCACCGUCUUGAA